Capsaspora owczarzaki ATCC 30864 is the source of this 3054-nucleotide messenger RNA. RefSeq names its product vacuolar protein sorting 41 isoform 1. Gene Ontology annotation, biological process: cellular response to starvation; macroautophagy; protein targeting to vacuole. Lineage: Eukaryota; Filasterea; Ministeriida; Capsasporidae. Gene Ontology annotation, molecular function: protein binding. The transcript is spliced from 9 exons. The coding region runs from base 36 to 2945 and encodes 969 amino acids. Gene Ontology annotation, cellular component: late endosome; HOPS complex. The record is from RefSeq and is a predicted model, not a curated record.
UUUUUGUUGCUUUUUACUACAACGAACUCACUAACAUGAACGUUCAGCCAACAUCGAACGCUGGCGUUCAACCAUCGCGCGAUCCACUUCCGCAAAACCCAGCGGAAGAUGAAGAUGAAGAUGAAGACGACGACGACGACGAUGAAGAAGACGAUGACGACGAGGAAGAAGAAGAGGAAGAAGACGAGGGAGACGAAGUGCAGUCAGCUGCUUUGACUGCGACGACGAACGCCGCUGCCCCUUCCACUGCUGCUGCUGCUACUGCCGCUGCCGGGGCUGCUGCUGAUGAAGACGACGAUGAAGACGACGACGAAGACGACGAAGAGGAAGAUGAAGAAGAAGAGGAAGAGCCAAAACUCAAGUAUCAGCGUCUGGGCAUGUCCGUCCUCAAAGUGCUCGAGAACGACGCAGCGAGUUGCCUCGCCGUGCACGAAAAGUUCCUUGCGCUGGGCACGCACUGGGGCGCCAUUCACAUUUUGGACUUUUACGGCAACGAGAUUAGCCGGUUUGCCCCUCACACGGAGGCCGUCAACGACAUUUCCAUCGAUGCGCACGGCGAGUACUUUGCAUCGUGCUCGACCGAUGGCAAGGUUGUCAUCAAUGGGUUGCUGAGCUCGGAACACAACAUGAGCAUGAACCAGCAGCGACCGGUCAAGGCAGUCGCCAUCGAUCCAGAGUUUGCACGCCGCAAAAAGAAGGAAGUGGUUGCUGGUGGUCUUGCCGGUCAACUAGUCCUCUGCGAGAAGUCUUGGUUUUCCAACAAGAACACUGUGAUUCAUGCUGGCGAAGGCCCCAUUUUUACCAUCAAAUGGCGAGGCCCCUAUAUUGCAUGGGCAAACGAAGUGAGUGUCAAGGUGUACGACUGCAGCUCCAAUCAACGAAUCACCUACAUUGAAAAGCCCAAGUCGGCCACGCGUGGCGAUCUCUACCGCUGCAAUCUGUGCUGGAAAAAUGACACUACGCUGCUGAUUGGCUGGGCUGACAGCGUUCGCGUUGGUGUUGUCAAGGAAAAGGCACGCUCGGCAAAGGACAUCCAGGCAGGCCUCCCAUCUCGAUUCGUGGAGAUUGUUGCCAUGUUCACGACCGAUUACUUUAUUGCCGGUAUUGCGCCGUACAACAACGACAUUGCCCUGCUGGCGUACACGGUUGAAGAAUCGGCGGACGGCAAAAAGAGCGUCCCGCAGCGCCCCGAGCUGCAAAUUGUGUCCUACACGAACGAAGAAAUCUCCACCGACUCACUCUCCAUCAAUGGAUUCCAGAACUACCUGUGUGGGCAUUACAGGCUCGAGCAUCUGUCCUCUGAAAUGCUCUUUUACAUUGUCUGCCCGAAGGACAUUGUCGUUGCCCGCCCGCGCGACAUUGAGGACCACAUUGCCUGGUUGUUUGAAAAGAAGCGCUAUCCCGAGGCACUGGAGGCCGCCGAAAGCGCCCUCAAGUCGGCCGAGUCGACCUCGUCUGCCUCCUCCACGGAGGUCGAAAACCGCAAGAAGGUCCGCCUCGAUAUUGGCCAGCAGUUCCUCAAGCACUUGCUUGACAUCAACCAGUACGCGCAGGCAGGCGCACUCUGCCCUCGCGUGCUCGGCGACAACGGCACCCUUUGGGAGAGCUGGAUUUACCUGUUUGGCAAGGACAAGCAACUCGAAGCCAUCAGCCCCUACAUUCCCACCUCCAACCCGGUGCUGUCACCGACCGUGUAUGAGAUGGUGCUCAACUACUACCUCCUGCGCGAUCUCGAGGCCUUCCAGAAGACGAUUGCACAGUGGCCUUCGACGCUGUACAAGGUGGACAACAUUAUCAAUGUCGUUCUGGAGCGUCUCAAGCGUGACCCGAAUUCGCCCGAGCUGAUGGACACGCUUGCUGAGCUGUACAAGAAAGACGGCCAGUACCAGAAGGCGCUCUUCAUCUACCUGCGCCUGCGUCGUGGCGACGCCUUCCCCUUGAUUGAGCGCCACAACUUGUUCAGCUUUGUCGUGGACAAGAUUGUGCUGUUGAUGGAGUUUGAUGCUCCCCAGGCCGUUGUCAUGCUCGUCAAGAAUUCCGACAAGAUUGAGGUGACCAAAGUUGUCAGCCAACUGCGUGACACCCCGUUCUUCCUGCACCAGUAUCUCGAUGCACUCUUCUCCAAAGAUCCCAAGCUUGGCGCCGAGUUCCACGAGCUGCAAGUCGGCCUCUACGCCGAGUACGACUACAAGAAGCUGCUCCCCUUCCUUCGGACAUCCAGCUUUUACCCUCUCGAGAAGGCCCUGUCCACUUGCCGGGAGCGUGAUCUCGUGCCGGAGCAAGUCUUCCUUCUCGGUCGCAUUGGCAACAACAAGCAAGCCCUCACUCUCAUCAUCGAAAAGCUCGGCGAUGUCCAACAAGCUAUCGAGUUUGCCAAAGAGCAGAACGACGAAGAGUUGUGGGAGGACUUGAUUACCUAUUCGAUGAACAAGCCAGUUUUCAUCAAGGGCUUGCUCAACAAUAUUGGAACCCAUGUCGAUCCGAUUCGCCUGAUCAAGCGCAUUCCUUUGGGCCUGCCCGUCACUGGAUUGCGUGAUGCUCUGGUCAAGAUUUUGCAAGACUACAACCUUCAGAUCUCUUUGCGCGAGGGAUGCAAGAAAAUCCUUGUCAGCGAUUGCGUCGUGCUUGGUAGCCGCUUGAACAAGGCCCAGCGCCGUGCCCUGCCUGUGGAUGAUUCGUCCACGUGCAGCAUCUGUGGCAGCUAUGUGAUUAACAAUCUGUCCGCGAUGGGCGAAAAGGAUCUCGUCAUUGCCUUCUUCUGCCGACACGUCUACCACGAGCACUGCUUGAAGCGACCGCGUGUGGCUGAGGCUCAGGCGAAGGGCAAGAGCGCGCCGUCCAAGCCUGCUCACGAAGAGAAUGACAUGUGCUGUCCGCUUUGCCGAAACGCCGCUCAGUCCAACAAUCGCCGAAAACCUGGGCACAAUCGGAUCGAUCUGAAGUAAAAGAAAUUCACCUGCAACAAACCCAUUGUGUGUGUGUUUUUUUUGGUCUGGUUGGUUUUUGCGCUGAUGCUCGUUGAUUCUUGUACAAAUGUAUUUUUCUUUUGUUGUC